Haliotis rufescens (red abalone) is the source of this 1031-nucleotide messenger RNA. Its product is annotated as secretory phospholipase A2 receptor-like. The transcript has 4 exons. Bases 72 to 866 code for a protein of 264 amino acids. The record is from RefSeq and is a predicted model, not a curated record. Lineage: Eukaryota; Metazoa; Mollusca; Gastropoda; Lepetellida; Haliotidae.
AACCAGUCUUCGUUCGUUGUCGUGGACAGUCAAGACCACAAAUAUUUCAUACUCAUCUUUUGCGUCAAAACAUGAGGGGCUGUAUGUCUACAACACUGUGCUAUGUCUUGGCUCUUUGUCUGUACGCUUAUACCCUUGGGGCUCUGGAGCUGUGUCAUCUUGACCAGACAUACGACAUAGGGUAUACACUGUUACUCUCGUCGUACUUCUCUGUGAAACGUUCCUCACUGUAUUCUUGUGCAGCAAAAUGCAAGGCGCAUCGGCUCUGCAGGUCUGUUAACUUCCGUCUUGAUGACAGGAAAUGUUUCCUGAACUGGCGAAACAAAAGGGGCAGUGGAUCGGGCCUGCUUGUCGAGAGUCCACUCUUUGCAUACUCCGAACGUUCGCGGUGGCCCAAGGAAAUAACCGGGCCGUGCUCCAAAAAAUAUUGCAGCCCUGCCAAGCGGUGUACUGUACAGAGAACAGGAAAAGCCAUGUGUGGAUCCUUACUCCUGCAUGACUUUGACACCAAUUCAGAAUAUGAACUUGUCCAUUUGAAAAAGACUUGGAAUGACGCAAAGGAACACUGCGAAAUUGGGGGCGGUCGCCUUGCUAAAGUCGACACACCUGCAAAGUACACAUUUCUGGAACUGUUUGCAAACAUGACAGGGCAAAAUGAAACGGAAAUAUUCCUUGGCGGAUCGGAGGAGGACUUCACAGGGGAUUGGAGAUGGGUCGAUGGAACGUCGUUCAAUUAUUCUUUCUGGCAAGAAGGGCAACCCGAAGAUGAGAAGGAGAAAAACUGUCUCUCUGUCUGCUUUUCAACAGGGUGGGGCGGCCCGAGCUGUUUGAAAAAGAAGGCAUUCAUGUGCGAGAGAAAAUUGUAAAGCGUAUGGGCAGGUAGAACAGUUGAACCUGUUGAAUGACUUUCGGAGGUGUUAAGUCAUGUCAUCGAUCCCAGUUGAGUGGAUGGAUACUCAUGAUAUCAAUCACUGGAUUGUCUGGUCCAGACCCGAUUAUUUACCGACUGCCGUUUGGUUUGUUGUUUAACG